GUAAUAGACUGGCUGAACAACCAUGGGGAUGUCUUCUUGAAGAAGAAUACCUCCAUUGGGAAAUCUUUACAGAGAGCAAAAGCAUUGCAGAAGAGUCAUGAACACUUUGAGUCUGUGGCAAGGAACACAAUAACAAAUGCAGAAAAGUUGCUGGCAGCCGCAGAUGAACUGGCUCAGACUGGUGAAUGUGAUGCCACAGAGAUUUACAGUGAAGCUCAUGAGCUGGAGCAGCGCAUGCAUGGGUUCCUGACUGCCCUGCAGCGGCGCAGAGCGGUCCUGGAUUUAACAGUGAUUUUCUACUCACAUGUUCAUGAGUUGACGAAUUGGUUAGAAGACCUGUACACAGAGCUUCAGAGCACAGAGCUGGCCGACAGUGUGGAAGGGGCUGAGCAAUUGAUAGCACAGUUUAACCAGCAGAGAGAGACAACCGUUGAAGCAGCCAUAAAUACUGUUGGAGAAGGAGAGACUUUGUUGGAACAGCUGAGGUUGAUCUCUAUGGAGACAGAAAAAGCAGGGCACAGUGCAGAUUAUAAGCAUAUAGAAGGGGUUUUAAGCCAGCUUAAUGACAGCCGGAGCCAGCUGGAAGAUUUAUGGGCAGCCAGGAAGUUGAAGCUGGAUCUGUGUUUACAGCUGCAAGUCUUUGAAAGAGAUGCCAUGGAAGUGUCCUCGCAGCUGGAACUUCUGUCUGAAGAGUUGCAGCACAUGGAGAUGGUGACAGAUGGCACCAAGGCAGAACAGCUGCUACAGAUUCACAAUGAGAGCGUCAUGCAUGUCCAGAAUUGUACCUAUGAAGUUAUACAGAGGGGUCAGGAGCUAGCUCAGGUGAUGAGUGAACAUGAUAAUGAUGCCACCAACCGUAUCGGAGUCUUGUUAGAGUACCUGAAUGAGAGACAGGUGGAUUUGGAAGGCCUGGCUGAGCAGAAGAGACUCCGACUGCAACAGUGUAUACACCUGCGCAACUUUGAGAUUGAAGCUAGACAGGUUAUUCUGUGGGUGCGCAAUGGAGAGUCAAUGCUCACAGAUAGCUUCAUGUGUCCUAAUUCUUUGGUGGAAGCAGAGCAGCUGAAAAAGGAGCACGAGCAGUUCAUGAUUGCCAUCGAGAAAACACAUUUUAGUGUUGUUACGGUGACCCAACGAGCAGAAGUCAUGCUCCAACAGCAGCAUUACAAUGGGGAGCUUGUUCGGGCGAUUGCUGAAAAUGUGACCUUGGCCUGGCAACAGCUUAUGUAUCAUGCAGAAGAGCGGCAAAAACUGGUGAUGGCAUCUACAAAUUGGUACAAAACUGCUGAACAGGUGUGGUCUGUCCUGGAGUCUUUGGACAGGGACUACAAGCGUGAUGAAGACUGGUGUAAUAGUGAAAAGGCUGGCACAACCAACACUCAGGCAAAGGCAGCCUAUCUAGUCCAACUAAUUAAUAAACACAAUGAACAGAAAGAGGCCUUUCUCAGGGCAUGCACUUUAGCCAGAAGAACUGCUGAAACAUUCCUUAAGUACGUAACCAGAAACCUUCAUUUUCUGGGCGUGCAAAUGAAAUUUGGGAACCCGGAGCAACGGGUGAAAGGUACCUUAGCCAAGUUACUGCAGCAGGAAAAUCUGGUGCUGGAAUACUGGACAAUGAAAAAGAGGAAGCUAGAACAAUGUCAUCAAUUUGUCUUAUUUGAGCAGAGUGCCAAACAGGCCCUGGAGUGGAUCCAUGACUACGGUGAAGCUUACCUGACUUCUCAUACAAAUCUGGGAUCUGACAAGAAUGAGACAGAAGCAUUGUUGAAAGAGCAUUACGAAUUCAGGAACAGAGCUAAGGAAACGAAAGAAAAUGUCAAGUUGCUUCUGCAGCUGGCGGAUGACUUUGUCACUAAAGGUAACAUUCAUGCCACAAGCAUCAUGGAAUGGUGCUCCAUGGUGGACAAGCGCUACAAACUCUUCUCAAGCCGCAUGGAAAAAUACAGAGUACAGCUCCAGGGAAAGCUGGGAGUGACUCAUCAAGAGCAAAAUGAGAAAGAUGAGCAGAGGCAGAGCGAUUCCUCCAUAGAAGAAAAACUGGAACAGACGGGUACAAAUAAAGAAAUAACGGAGGAAAAGAGAAAGUCUGCUAGGAGGAGAGAAUUCAUUAUGGCCGAGUUGUUGCAGACUGAAAGAACAUAUGUGAAAGAUUUAGAGACAUGUAUCAAUUGCUACAUGAAGCCAAUGUCCCAACCCAAUGUUAAUGUUCCCUCUGGCAUUUUAAACAAAGAGAAUGUAGUGUUCAGCAACAUGGAUGAGAUUUAUGAAUUCCAUAAAGAUGUGUUUCUGAAAGAGUUAGAGAAAUACGAAACAAUCCCAGAAGAUGUGGGUCAUUGUUUUGUCACAUGGGCUGAGAAAUUUUCCAUUUACGUGACGUACUGUAAGAACAAACCUGAUUCUAAUGCCUUGCUAGUGGAACAGGCCGGAUCCUUCUUUGAGGAGAUGCAACACAAAAGCAAGCUGAAUGAACCUAUUGCCUCAUAUUUAAUCAAACCGGUGCAGCGGGUUACCAAAUAUCAGUUGCUGCUCAAAGAUUUGCUGACAUACUGUGAGGAACAUACUGGUGAAAUCAAGGAAGCACUUGAAGUCAUGAUGAAUGUUCCUAAGAAAGCCAAUGACGCCAUGCACCUCAGCAUGCUAGAAGGACUUGAAGACACCCUCCAGGCUUAUGUUUGGGAUCCUAAGCAGCUGAUCAAGAAAGGCCGUGAUCGUCACUUAUUUUUGUUUGACGUCUGCCUAGUUUUCUCUAAGGAGGUCAAGGACAGCAGUGGCAAAUCUAAAUAUAUUUACAAAUUUAAGCUUAUGAUCUCAGAAAUCAACAUCACGGAACAUAUAGAAGGUGAUGAGACCAAAUUUGCCUUGUGGACUGGAAGAGCUCCUAUUUCUGAUUACAGAAUCAUUCUAAAGGCAUCUUCAUUAGAUACCAAGCAGCAGUGGGUGAAGAGGAUGAGGGAGUUGAUUCAGGAGAGAGUCUUGUAUCUGAAUGAUGCCUUGAAAGACAAACAGGCAACUAUGUUCAAACCACCGCCCAAGUUCUUCAAUACCAGUCGUGUUAGCCGGGAACUUGAAGGAGAAGGAGUGGAAGGUUUGACAGCUUUAGAGAGGAGAGGCUCUCUGAUAUCAGUAACUUCUAAUGCUACCACAGGCACCAAUGACAGUGGCAGUAGUGGAGGUGGAAUGCAGGCUAACAGG
Candidula unifasciata is the source of this 3192-nucleotide messenger RNA. The record is from the annotation of a GenBank genome assembly. NCBI's taxonomy places the organism in Eukaryota, Metazoa, Mollusca, Gastropoda, Stylommatophora, Geomitridae.